GAGAAAGACCCUCACCGGAGGUUGGUAUUUUUCCGCGCCAUCUAGAAGGGGAAAUUAAAAUCGUACUGGCGGGAGUUGAUGUCAACUUUCGGUUGCUGAGACCAAGUUACUAUUAAAGACAUGGACGGAAAGAAACGAAACGCAGGGCCGCUGGCGGGCGGUGUGUCGCAGGCCAAGCGUGGCAAGCCAGGCAGCGAGUGGGAGGACAGCCCGUCCGGGUUUGAGGAAGAGCUUUCAGCCAUGAUGGACGAAGCCGAGAUGGACGGGGAAGAGCGGGAGGGACAGGCGGGCCACGGUGUCAUACCUGUCGGCGAGCUGUUCUCAGCAGACAUCAACCCUAAGUGGCGGAGACCCCCGGCCCCGCCACUAGACGCCAGCUCAGACACGCUGGUCUUCCAACAGAUCGACCUCGACUACUACUUAGGAGGCGCGGUGGCGGGAAUGCCCGGCCAAUCAAACAGCACCGUGCCCAUCAUCCGCAUGUUUGGUGUGACCGACAGCGGGAACAGCGUGUGCUGCCAUGUGCACGGCUUCGCUCCCUACUUCUACACGCCUGCGCCCAAUGGAUUCACGUCUGCCCACUUGGGAGAUUUCAAGAGAGAGUUGAACUCUGCUGUGCUGAAGGAUUUGCGCUCGAAUAAGGACAACAUCUCUGUGACUGUUCUUGCUGUAGACAUCACACGCAAAGAGAGCAUGUACGGUUACCAUGGGAGGCACAUCCAGGAUUUCCUCCGGAUCACCAUGGCGAUGCCACGCCUCAUAGCGCCAGCCAAGAGGCUCCUGGAGCAGGGCAUCAAGUUUGGACCUUUCGGCCAGCAGAACUAUCAAUCCUACGAGGCUAACAUUGACUUUGAAAUCAGGUUCAUGGUGGACUGCGAUGUCGUGGGCUGCUGCUGGAUCGAGCUCCCCAAGGGCAAAUACCGAGUCCGUCAGGCCAAGGCCCCCGGGGACAUGACCUCAGGGAACCCCAGCAUGGUGUCCUUGUGUCAGUACGAGGUGGACGUGGGCUGGACCGACCUGGUCAGCCACCCCGCUGAAGGGGAGUGGCAGCGCAUCGUGCCCCUCAGGGUCCUCAGCUUCGACAUAGAGUGUGCAGGAAGGAAGGGGAUCUUCCCGGAGGCGGACAAGGACCCGGUCAUCCAGAUCGCCUCCAUGGUGCAGCGGCAGGGCGAGAAGGAGCCCUUCAUCCGCACCGUCUUCACCCUGCAGUCCUGCGCCAGCAUCGUGGGCUCCCAGAUCCUGUGCUUCACACAGGAGAAACAGCUGCUGCAGAGCUGGGCGGAGUUUGUAAGGACCACCGACCCUGACAUCGUCACCGGCUACAACAUCCAGAACUUUGACUUCCCCUACCUGCUCAACAGGGCAGCGAACCUGAAGGUAAACCUGUUCCCCUACCUGGGCAGGAUACAAGGCAUCAAGUCGGUCCUGAGAGACUCUAACUUCCAGAGCAAGCAGAUGGGCCGGCGGGAGAACAAGAUCAUGAACAUGGAGGGCCGGGUUCAGUUCGACCUGCUGCAGGUGCUCCUCAGGGACUACAAGUUGCGCUCGUACACGCUCAACGCCGUCAGCUACCACUUCCUGCAGGAGCAGAAGGAGGACGUGCAGCACUCCAUCAUAACUGAUCUGCAGAACGGUAACGAGCAGACCCGGCGGCGUCUGGCUGUCUACUGUCUGAAGGACGCCUACCUGCCACUGCGGCUGCUGCAGAAGCUCAUGUGCGUCAUCAACUACAUGGAGAUGGCCAGGGUGACGGGCGUCCCCCUCACCUACCUGCUCUCCAGGGGCCAGCAGAUCAAGGUGGUCUCCCAGCUGCUGCGACAGGCCAUGAAGCAGGACUUGGUGAUGCCUGUCGUGAAAUCACAAGGUGGAGAAGACUACACUGGAGCAACUGUAAUUGAGCCAGAAAAAGGGUACUACAGUGUUCCCAUCGCCACCCUGGAUUUCUCCUCUCUGUAUCCGUCCAUCAUGAUGGCUCACAACCUCUGCUACACCACGCUGCUCCAGAGGGGCAGUGCAGAGAAGCUAGGCCUGUCUCCGGAGGACUUCAUCAAGACUCCAACAGGGGACCAGUUUGUGAAGAGCUCUGUGAGGAAAGGACUGCUGCCAGAGAUCCUAGAGAACCUGCUGUCUGCCAGGAAGAAGGCGAAGACGGAGCUGAAGAAUGAAACGGACCCCUUCAAGAAGCAGGUGCUGGAUGGCCGCCAGCUGGCACUGAAGAUCAGCGCUAACUCUGUGUACGGAUUCACAGGCGCGCAGGUCGGCAAACUGCCCUGUCUCGAGAUAUCCCAGAGCGUCACCGGCUUCGGAAGACAGAUGAUUGAAAAGACCAAGCAGCUGGUGGAGUCCAAGUACACGGUAGCCAACGGCUACACAGCAGAUGCUAAGGUGAUUUAUGGGGACACAGACUCGGUGAUGGUGAAGCUGGGCGUAGAGCGGGUGGACCAGGCCAUGGAGUUGGGCAGGGAAGCAGCAGAGUGGGUGUCCUCACACUUCACCCCCCCCAUCCGGCUGGAGUUUGAGAAGGUGUACUAUCCAUACCUGCUGAUCAACAAGAAGCGCUAUGCCGGCCUCUACUUUUCGUCCAGUGCUCACACGCACGAGAAGAUGGACUGCAAGGGCAUUGAGACCGUCAGAAGAGACAACUGCCCCCUGGUGGCCAACCUAAUAAACACAUGCCUGCAGAACAUCCUCAUUGAACGUGACCCCCAGGGGGCGGUAGCGCAUGCCAAGGAGGUGAUCUCGGACCUGCUGUGUAACCGCAUCGACAUCAGCCAGCUGGUCAUCACCAAGGAGCUGACCCGCACUGCCCAGGAGUACGCCGGCAAGCAGGCUCACGUGGAGCUGGCAGAAAGGAUGAGGAAGAGAGACGCAGGAAGUGCACCAAACCUGGGAGACCGAGUUCCUUAUGUCAUCAUUAAAGCGGCGAAGGGUGUAGCGGCAUACAUGAAGUCAGAGGACCCCAUCUUCGUGCUGGAGAACAACAUUCCCAUCGACACCCAGUAUUACCUGGAGCAGCAGCUGUCCAAGCCUCUGCUCAGGAUAUUUGAGCCCAUUCUGGGAGAGAGCAAGGCAGAGAGCAUCCUGCUCAAGGGGGACCACACACGCUGUAAGACUGUGCUGACCUCCAGGGUGGGUGGUCUGAUGGCGUUCGCCCAGAAGAGAAGCACCUGUAUCGGCUGCAAGGCUGUUCUCAAGACGGACGCUGCGGUGUGUGAUUACUGCAAGCAGAAAGAGUCAGAACUUUACCAAAAGGAGAUCUUCCACAUGAGGACGUUGGAGGAGCGUUUCUCUCGUCUCUGGACUCAGUGUCAGCGUUGCCAGGGUUCUCUCCACGAGGACGUUCUUUGUACCAGCCGAGACUGUCCCAUCUUUUACAUGAGGAAGAAGGUGCAGAAGGAUCUGGACGACCAGGGCAACCUGGUGGAUCGUUUCGGCUGGUGAAUGCACACCCGUUGCUUUGUUUGUAUAAAAUGCACUGUAUUUUACUUUAAUAAUGGUUUUGUAUUGGGAAGUGAAUAAUAAAUAUUUCAGGUAAAAUUGUGUUGCUUUUUUUUUUAUUGUGGUUCAUGUGCUAGCUUUUGAUAAGGGGGUCCUUAAUCCCCUGGGGCAUUGUUAUUAAUUAAUAGGUCUUAAGUUAACUCUUCUGGGAUUCUUUCAGAGAUAGAAUCUGAGUCAAUCUAAAUUUGAGCUGGUCAAGCUGAUACCAUAUAGGGUUUUCGAGCAGUAACUUCACAAAUUAGACAAGCUCAAGAGGAAUGGGGUGUUUCACUCUCAAAUGGCUGAAGGUGGGGUUCUGUAGUGUAAUUGUCAAAUAAGAUCCAAGCACCAAUUAACAGACCGGCUUCAACAUCCUAUUUUAAGGCAAUCCCAAAUGGUUGCCAUGUUUGAAGAAUCAAAAAAGGUGUUAGCGAACAAACUUUAUUAAAGAAUAUCAAUGUACAUUUGUUUACAAACUGUCCUUCAGCAUUGUCAUGUAUUUAGAACUAUAUAGAUGAGCCCUGGCGGUGAUCAUAAUGACAGUGAGAACUGACUGACCACCUUCAAACAAAUUAAUUCCCCCAAAAUGAACUUGUCAGAUAAAGACACACUGAACAGCUUAUGUUCAUUUUUAACUGGGCAAAUGGGAACUGUUACAUUUGUUAUUUUUUUUAAUGUCUACAAUUUUGGCCCUAUUACGUAGUAAAAUAACUGAGGUAGUCAAAUCACCAAUCAAUUCUAAAAACGAAACCCCUAUAAAUCUUAGAAAAUAUAAUUAAAGGCCUAAUUUGUUAUACCGUAUCCCUAUUGAGUACAUUUUUAACCUGCCCUGUUCAUUGUUACGUCUCCUUCAUAGACGCUAAUGAGCAUUUUGAAAGAAACUACUGGCCGUUAUCCUAAAAAAACUCGAAGCAUAAAAGGGGAAGUCCAGCCAAAACAAAUUGGCUGGCAAACAAAUUACUGAGCCAGCUGGAAAAUAUGUGAACACCACAGAUUUGUCUUAUCUUACAAAUGGUUCACCAGAUAUUGGCGUCACUUCCCUGAAUUUACACUUCAGCAUGAUCUACGGAAGGUUUCUCGUUAAAAAGACAGCACAUCUUCCCAAUACAAGAAAAAAAUAAAAAGCGGUUUAGAUUGUAAGUGUGUCAAUAAUGUAAUUUGGUCAUGUGGACAGGUGACAGGAAUUGUUGGGUAUACAGGAAGUUGUGUAUUUCUGUAGGAGUCUGAAUCACCAUACAGAAGUAUGAUGAACAGAAUAAUGACUCACUGUAUAAAACGGCAAGCUGUUCUUCAGUGGGA
Gadus chalcogrammus (walleye pollock) is the source of this 4776-nucleotide messenger RNA. RefSeq names its product polymerase (DNA directed), delta 1, catalytic subunit (gene pold1). The transcript is spliced from 27 exons. Gene Ontology annotation, molecular function: 3'-5'-DNA exonuclease activity; DNA-directed DNA polymerase activity; nucleotide binding. Bases 121 to 3441 code for a protein of 1106 amino acids. The record is from RefSeq and is a predicted model, not a curated record. NCBI's taxonomy places the organism in Eukaryota, Metazoa, Chordata, Actinopteri, Gadiformes, Gadidae. Gene Ontology annotation, cellular component: delta DNA polymerase complex. Gene Ontology annotation, biological process: DNA-templated DNA replication; base-excision repair, gap-filling; nucleotide-excision repair, DNA gap filling.